Cylindrotheca closterium is the source of this 1176-nucleotide messenger RNA. Lineage: Eukaryota; Bacillariophyta; Bacillariophyceae; Bacillariales; Bacillariaceae. The record is from the annotation of a GenBank genome assembly.
AUGACAAGAGUCCUCUUGUACCGGUACUUGCUUUCUCUCAGCUUUUAUCGAUCAAUAACUGUCCAAUCCUUCUCUAUACAGCAUGCAUAUUAUGAUAAUCACGUCACCAACAACAACAGAAUACCUGUAACAUUCUCCUCAUCUCUUCUUCUUCUUCUUCAAGCCUCCUCUGGUGCAUCCGACGACAACAGCAACCAGAAUGAUGAUAAUGAAGAUCAUAAUGAUAAUGAUGAUGAUGGUGAUAUCUGCUGGCAUCCUUGUUCCAUCGAAAUAUCGAAUCUUUCCCACCAAUACCCGGUGACCUUGUGGCGCACGUUGACCUCCAGCGAACCUCGACGAGAAUUUGCCUUGCAAGAUGUGAGCCUGAAAUUGGGACCACACGAAUUCGUACUGUUAUUGGGGGAUUCCUCCUCUGGCAAAUCGACGCUCUUGCGACUGAUUCUCGGUCUGGAGGAACGAAAAAUAGUACAACCCACUUUUGGAACCAUACAGAUUGCUGUUGUGGUUCCUCAUUAUUCCAAGGAGGAGGAGGAGGAGGAGGAUGACGACGACAACGCUACAGAAAUUUUACCGCCACCAGCAGCAGUACCCGUCCUGUUGGAUCAGAAGCCAGUCUAUUCCAAUAAUCGAGGAUCACAGACAGUGCAAAUGAUACUACAAGAGAAACUGAAGAAAAUGAAUAAGGCAUCCACCAUCAUCCAACAUCACGACGAGAAAUCAAGCCAAACGACCUUAUUUCUAAUAAUAGAGCGGUUGUGUGAACUAAUGGAUCUUCCAUUGACCAAGAAAGGUUCCGAUCUAUCACCAUCGGAGGCCUAUCGUUGUGCCAUGACAGAGGCUAGUCUCGAAAGCAUCUUGACGGGGAAAGCAGCAGCAGCAGCAGCAGCAGCAGUAAAUGAUGACGACGACCGCGACGAAACUAGCAAAACGAUUUCAUCAUUUCCCGCUCCUAUACUGUUACUCGACGAAUGGUUGGACAAGGAAACCAGUACGGUGGUACAAAAUGUCCAAACUUCCAUUUUGAAAUUGGUCCAAACAUCUGGCGCCAUUGUGGUAUCCAUUACACACAAACCCAACCUUUACAAACAAUCUAUAAAAGAAGAAGGAGAAGGAGGAGAAGAAUCAUCCAGUCACGUUAGAUCCAUUACUCUGUGUCGAGGAAAGGUUGUUGCUUGA